AGCUCCACGCUGGGUUCUCUUGAACGCCCUUUCUGAGCUUUCCACUAAGAAAUUGCCCGCUUUCGCGAGGGGUUUGCUCCGCCUGCGUGGCACAACGCACGAUUUCUCAAUCACAUUAUUUUGAUCAGAAAAUGGCGUCUGCUCUGGAAUCUCUUUUUGAAUAUGUGGACAAACAUCAAGACCUUUAUGUGGAGCGUCUAGCUCAGUGGGUCGCAAUACAGAGUGUGUCAGCAUGGCCGGAAAAGCGAGAAGAAAUCAGACGGAUGAUGGAGGUUGCUGCAAAGGAUAUUGAACGGCUUGGGGGCACAACUGAACUGAUAGAUGUCGGGAAGCAGACGUUGCCUGAUGGUAGUAAGAUUCCUCUACCUCCAAUAAUUCUGGGCAAACUUGGCUCAGAUCCUUGCAAAAAAACUGUUUGUGUCUAUGGCCAUUUGGAUGUGCAACCUGCAGCUUUAGAGGAUGGCUGGGACAGCGAACCCUUUGUCUUGAUAGAAAGAGAAGGGAAGUUGUAUGGCCGAGGAUCGACAGAUGACAAAGGUCCAGUGCUGGCUUGGCUGAAUGCUCUGGAGGCUUACCAGAAAACCAAACAGGAAAUCCCAGUCAAUGUCAAGUUUUGCUUAGAAGGUAUGGAGGAAUCUGGUUCGGAAGGCCUUGAUGACUUGAUUUUUGCACAAAAAGAUACUUUCUUCAAAGACGUGGACUACGUGUGUAUCUCUGACAACUACUGGCUGGGCAAGAAGAAGCCCUGCAUCACCUAUGGCCUCAGGGGCAUCUGUUAUUACUUCAUUGAGGUGGAAUGCAGUGAUAAAGACCUUCAUUCUGGUGUAUUUGGUGGUUCGGUCCACGAAGCAAUGACAGAUCUUAUUGCUUUAAUGGGCUCCUUAGUGGAUAAGAAAGGAAAAAUCCUCAUCCCUGGCAUUUACGAGACCGUGGCGUCACUCACAAAUGAGGAGAAGCAACUUUAUGACAAAAUUGACUUUGACUUAAAAGAAUACGCAAAAGAUGUUGGAGCCACAAAACUGCUCCAUGACACAAAGGAAAUGAUUUUGAUGCACAGAUGGCGGUACCCAUCCCUAUCCCUUCAUGGCAUAGAAGGGGCUUUCUCUGGAUCUGGUUGUAAAACUGUGAUACCACGAAAAGUGAUUGGCAAAUUUUCAAUCCGAUUAGUGCCAGAUAUGACUCCUGAAGUUGUAACUAAGCGGGUUGAGGAGUACUUAUCCAAAAAGUUUGCUGAGUUGCACAGCCCCAACAAAUUCAGUGUAAAGUUGGGCCAUGGUGGAAAACCUUGGGUGUCAGAUUUCAAUCAUCCCCACUAUAUGGCUGGCAGAAGAGCCAUGAAAACAGUCUUUGGUGUGGAGCCAGACCUGACUCGCGAAGGAGGGAGCAUUCCUGUCACAUUGACUUUUCAAGAAGCAACAGGCAAGAAUGUGAUGCUGCUUCCUGUUGGGUCUGCUGAUGACGGAGCCCAUUCUCAGAAUGAGAAACUUAAUAGAUACAACUAUAUUCAAGGAGUGAAGCUUCUGGGUGCUUACCUUUAUGAAGUUGCCAAGUUGAAGAACUGAAUCUGAAUUUAUUUUUUAUUUUAUUUUAUUUUGCAAUUGUGCUUUUGAGAUCUGAAAGAUCUUGAAAAUCUUGAAAAGUUGCACUAUUUCAAUUCCCUUUUCUCCUAGUCUAACUUAUGCCAAUAUUAUACCUGGUGGAAUAUUUUGAAACUCAGUAAAGAGCACU
Messenger RNA from Thamnophis sirtalis, 1728 nucleotides. It is a transcript of the gene CNDP2, whose product is annotated as carnosine dipeptidase 2. Gene Ontology annotation, cellular component: cytosol. The record is from RefSeq and is a predicted model, not a curated record. Gene Ontology annotation, biological process: proteolysis. NCBI's taxonomy places the organism in Eukaryota, Metazoa, Chordata, Lepidosauria, Squamata, Natricidae. Gene Ontology annotation, molecular function: metallodipeptidase activity.